CAUACUUUGCAUCUAAAAGUUCCUUUUAUGCAGCAAUAUUUAACAGAAAACCAGCAGCAGCUAGCACUAAGGCACUUCCAACCGCAGCUCUGCGCUGCUUUUAACGCCAGCUGAAUACAGCCAGCACAGAUGCAGGAGUGGGGGGUGCGGGGUGGCACAAGUCUUUCCUAUUCCUUGUAUCGUGGGGACGAAGGACUUCUACCGUUGAUUCCUCCCCCCCCUCCUCCUCCCCUCCACCCCCAGCAGUGGUCUUUAACACGAUCACAGUAUGCACCACAAUGCUUUAAAACAGCAAAGCUUCUGGAAAACCCAAACAAAAGGAACGUCACUAGGUGACGUCAGCCUAUAUACAGCCCUGUGUGGUCGCAGCGCAUAAGCAAAUCCAUUCUUGUACCGCUUCCCUGAAAAGCUUUUCAGUAAAUGCACUCAUGCUACUACAGGAGCUUCUCUCAGCAAUAAGCCACCCAUCUGCCAUCAACAAGUUAGGACUAAAGGAAGCCACAGCUGCGGAAAAAGAAAACGUGAGCUUCAAUUAAACAGCUGAGCAGCCACAGAGGACGAAAACUUGUAUUAAGCAUUGAUUUAAAAAUUGCAGACCUGUCAGAGGAGAUCAAGCCAGUGAUUUCAAAAGGAAUAUUCCAAGAGAGCAUCGUGGAUUCAGUUUUGCACUAAUAUCAAAGGACACUAAACCCAGUAAAUUAUUCAAAGGCUAUCUUACAUUAGAGCCUUUUACAGACUCACCGCGUUGAGUCUAAAACUACGACUGAAUGCAACCUCCAAUGUACUCAAAAGAAUGGGCUUACAUUUCAAGUGGCCAUUAGGGGCUCGUAUGCUGGCAGCACUAUAUGCAAUGAGUAUGGUUUUAAAAAUGCUGCCUGCCUUGGGCAUGGCUUGUCCACCAAAAUGUCGCUGUGAGAAGCUGCUCUUUUACUGUGACUCUCAGGGGUUUCACUCAGUGCCAAACACCACUGAAAAGGGCUCGCUAGGUUUGUCACUGAGGCACAAUUAUAUUUCUGAACUUGAAAGGGAUCAAUUUGCAAGCUUCAGUCAACUUACUUGGCUUCACUUAGAUCAUAAUCAAAUUGCAACAGUCAGAGAAGAUUCUUUUCAAGGACUGUAUAAACUUAAGGAAUUAGUCUUAAGUUCCAACAAAAUCUUUCAUUUGCCAAACACAACUUUUAGCCAGCUGCUUAACCUGCAGAAUUUGGACCUCUCUUUUAAUCAGUUAUCCUCUCUGCACCCCGAGCUCUUCUACGGCCUUCGCAAGCUACAGACCUUGCACUUGCGAUCCAACUCCCUGCGGACCAUCCCGGUCCGCCUGUUCUGGGACUGUCGUAGCCUGGAGUUCCUGGAUUUGAGCACAAACCGCUUGCGAAGUUUGGCUCGCAAUGGAUUUGCAGGAUUAAUCAAGCUGAGGGAGCUUCACCUAGAGCACAACCAGCUGACAAAGAUUAAUUUUGCUCACUUCCUCCGGCUGAGCAGCCUGCACACGCUCUUCUUGCAGUGGAACAAAAUUAGCAACUUGACAUGUGGGAUGGAGUGGACCUGGGGCACCUUAGAAAAGCUCGAUUUGACUGGAAACGACAUCAAAGCCAUCGACCUAACUGUCUUUGAAACUAUGCCUAACCUUAAAACCCUCCUAAUGGAUAACAACAAGCUCACCACUCUGGAUUCCAAGAUCCUAAAUUCGCUGACAUCCCUCACCACCGUGGGCCUCUCCGGCAAUCUGUGGGAAUGCAGCCCAAAGAUCUGCGCCUUGGCCACAUGGUUGAGUGGCUUCCAAGGUCGGUGGGAGCACUCCAUCCUCUGCCACAGCCCCGACCACACCCAGGGAGAGGAUAUUCUGGAUGCAGUGUAUGGUUUUCAGCUUUGCUGGAAUUUAUCAACUGUUGUUACACCCGUGGCGACAACGGACGCAGCUCCGACUACCGAGUACACGAAAAGAAUGAGCUCUUCUCAUUUCCAUAUGGGAGACAAAGAGAUUCCAACUACGGCAGGCAUGGUCGUUACCACCGAAGAACAUUUCCCCGAGCCAAACAAUGCCAUCUUCACUCAGAGGGUAAUUACAGGAACAAUGGCUUUAUUGUUUUCUUUCUUUUUUAUCAUUUUUAUAGUGUUCAUCUCCAGGAAGUGCUGCCCUCCCACAUUAAGAAGAAUUAGGCAGUGCUCAAUGAUUCAAAACCACAGGCAGCUCCGAUCCCAAACACGGCUGCAUAUGGCAAAUAUGUCAGACCAAGGACCCUAUAACGAAUACGAACCCACCCACGAAGGACCCUUCAUCAUCAUUAAUGGCUACGGACAGUGCAAGUGUCAGCAGCUGCCGUAUAAAGAAUGUGAAGUAUAAUACCUACAUGCCAUCAAAAAUUAAAUCAGAUAAGUAACCUAUUUUAAAAUUGUAGGGGACCUACAUCAGAUUCUAAUUUUUACAAAUGUUGACAUAAAGCCUAAUUUUCCAAGCUACUUAAUGGAAACAUUGUUUAUGGAGUGGUGCAGUAUUUUUAAGUUUUUUAAAAAAUAAAUCCAUAAUAUUUUCAGUGUUAAAGAAGCAAUGAUCAAACUUGCACUCCUAAUGUUUAAAAGUCUAAAAAGAUGCUCACCUCAAACUAUGUAAAAUGUUUCAUGUUAUGUAAUUAUAUGACUGUGUGUAAACAUUUAUAUCCAAGUCUCCAUAUUCUACUUUUUCUAAUGAAAACAGUCCGAGGGGAAGGAUACUGGAUAUCUGUACAGAGAUCUGUGGGGGGACGUACGCUCCAUUUGUUCCACUGCAGCUGUAGGAUCCCAAACACUCCAGCUGGCUCUGUUCACUUUAAAGGCAGCCGUGGAGGAAGAUUUUCCUCCUCUGAUAAUUUCACUCCAGUAAAGAAAAGGGGAGGGGAAACAACAAAAAAAAAAAAAAAAAAAAAACAGAAAAAAAAAACCAAAACAAACCAAAACAAAAAAAGGGCAACAAAGGUCCAGGCGGGGAUUUCAGUGCAUUAGGGACCAGUGAAUUUAUUUUAAAUAGUUUCCCCAUCUGCAUAUUCAGUUUGGCUUGCCUAAACGGACCUUGCUAAAGCUCACAACAGACACAGAAAGGAGCAGUUCACACGAUCACAAAUUAGCAGGACGACUCUCCAGGCGCUUACAAAGUAGGCAGUGUAGCUUAUUUAGGAAGGCUCAGUACGACGGGAUCGAUUCUAAAUAUUAAGUGCAUUCAAUUAUUAUCGGCUCUCUGGUUUGACUCGAUGCUUUUCAUGAAUUCAGGCUAAUUACUACUAUGAACAAACAGCAUUUCAACACCUUUUCAUGUGUAAAUACCCUUAAUGCAAGUUUUUCUUAAUUAAAAGUAAAUAUCAAUUGCGAGGUUAAGGAGAAGAAGGAAGGAAGGAAGAAGCCUCUCUUUGUCCCCCCGCUGCCCCCCCAGCUGAGGCUUCCUCUCGCCUGGAAGCUAUUUUCAUGCACUAACUCCACUGGUUUCUCUGGAGACAGAAUUAGCCCCUGCAAUAUAAGCUCUCACUUGUCCUCCUCUUCCAAAAUUCAAGGUAAUUACCAGUAAAGAAUAAACAAACCACAACAAACAUACCUUCUGAUAAGUUAGGAUAAUAUAAUUAGUUUAUAGAAUAGUUCACUGAAAAAACAUUUUGUUUCUUACUUGAUAUGGGACAGAAUCUAAACUAGUAUGCCAUUUAAAAAAAUCAUAUAUAAAUAUAUAUACAUACACGCACCUCAUUCUUAAGGAGUAAUUUGAUUUCUUUAGCCAGAAGUACCAUAUUGCUAUUUAUACUAUAUUAUGAAAUUAUAUGUAAAUAUUUGCAGAUCUAUGCAGCGAUGGUGGUACUCAGAUGCCACAGGGACAGGGGGGGUGGGGGGUCUGCAAAGGAUUACAUUAUUUUUAAGUCAACUGCUCAUAUAUUGUAAACAUUCUAACCAAAGCUAAAAGGACCAGAGGGAUGGAAUUUUUUUAAUAUAUAUAUACAUGUAUGUAUAACAAAAAAAAAAAAAAGUGUGUUGUGUCCAAUGCUGCAGUGUUAAACAAUUACCAGCACAUACCGAUGAAGAAAAGAAAUUCCUCACAGUGUUGACAUACCUUGAACAAAUCAGUAAUUACAGUAUGCUAAUUGUGUUGUACUAAACUAUUCUGCAAACUUUUUAAACUGAAAAAUCACUGCAUAAAAAUCUGUUUGCUAUUUCACUCUGCUUUUAUAUAUCUGUAUUACCACUUAGUGAGGUAUUUAGGGUGCAAUUAUACAACAGUUUGAUGUUUUAUUGUGAAAUGAAUUCGUCCAAGGCAAUUAUAGCAAGAUAAGUGUGACUUCUGUUAAGAUUUUACAUAAAGAUUUUUCAAUUACUGGUUUUGAAGAUAUUAAUUUGCAUCAUUUUACUUUUACAUACAGUGCCCUUAUAAAACAAAUAUUUUGUUUACUUCUUGUGACUCUGUACUUUAAUGGAAGAGAUGUGGUGAAGCCUAAUGGUUUUCCAUAGAUUCCUUUGAACCCUCGUAACUGUUCAUACUAUGAUGAGCUGAUUUACACCUAUUCUAGGAAAUCAAUUACUGCUUUUAACUGAAUACAAUAAAUCCUGCAGGGCAGGUGGACAAAGAGCAAAUAUUCUCUAUGACUAAAUCCCACGUGAGCCAGAAGGCCAGACCUAAGCUGAUAAAUACAAAAACGUAUUGGUAUUUAAGGGGUUUUGGCUGCUUGUAGAAAGAUUUGCUUCAUUCCUUACCAGGAGUAAGUGCUCCCAGCUCUCCCCUCACACCCAGGCGUGGGUGUAUCACUGUCUCAGCAGCAGCCUGCCCCUGCCCGUGCACCUCCCUCACCUCACGUUAACUAACAUGAUGGUCUGCACCAGGGGGAACUGGAAAGCAGACAUUUUUGAGAUGAGUUUCAUGUACAGCUGUAGGGUACGAGCAGAGUUAUAACUAAACUCAUUAAUUACCCUGGCAGCCAAAUAAUCUGGCUACACUAUCACCAACCAAUACUGAACUCUGGUGUCCUCAGCUGCAUUUGCAAGAGGAAUUCCACCUUUCUCCUCAACACCCAGCAGAAAUCUUUGCUGUAAGACAGUUCAGAAGGAACCCCGUCAGUCUUCCACAUAGUAACGAGGAGUGGACACUUGACUGAAUCGCUGAGGUUCCUCCCAAGCAGGUGCUUUCCCAACACACCAGCUCUGUGUAGAGACCCACUCCAUCUUUAUUAGCUUACUUAUGCCCAAGAAGAGUAAAGUCAGGGGGUGUUCCAGCAAUGCUGGAUUUAAUCCUCUUCUCCAUUCCUGCUACUCCUACUGAUUUUCCAAGCAUUAAAGCACUGUUCCAUCAUCUCUCAAAGGAAACACACCCAAGCACCCAGUCUCUCCCCAAAACCAGCAUCCCCAGUUUCCACUGGUCCUGCAGUGCUGCCUUGGCUUGCAGACAGCAAAGCAGGAGGCCAGCAGACACAGCCUAACAUGGCAACGUUCAAUUUUACUUUGACUCUCUGUACUACACACUAAUAUGCAGCCAAUCUCCCAAAUGCCAUGGUUUAUGUCUGCCAUUUCCAAAACCAUUUGUUGCCAGGUUCCAAGCGUAAGCAAAGCAAUUCUGCAAACAUUACAUUUAGGGUAACAGGUAUCAUAAAACUCGCAGAAUGUCAAACACUAGCAGUGAAGUCAACUUGAAUUCCCUUAGGAGGGACAGCAACGACAGGCAAAGCCAUUACUCUCCACAAGGACAGGACUAGAGGCUGUUAAUUUUCGAGGGGGUUUUUUUGUUUUAUUUUUUAAAAAGUUACUGUUUUCCAUUCUCAAUUGCUUGUGACUCUUCCAGGCAAGGAGGGUAUUGUAAUAAUUGCAUUACUCAGCAGACUGAUUUAUUUUGUUUAUGGAACAAGAACCAUGAUGAUUUGGUUUAAAUUAAUCAUAUUUCAGUGUGAGCACCGGCCGAUGAGAAGAGGUUGUUAACUUGCUCUCCCCAGCUAUCAUCUCUGAUGCACAGCCUCAGUUUCUACAGAUGCUGAAUGGCAUUCGAGGUGCUUCACCACCUCUAGGCACAGCCCCAUGCAAGUGUUCAGGGCCUUUUAGAAAUGAAAAUGUCGUCUUCUGCUCUUGAGAUCCUCAUUCCAUCCAAAGGUCUCCAGCCUCACUGAUCUCCAGCCGGCUUUUCCUCCUCCUCACCCUCGUGUCAGUGAAAUGCAAACCUAGCAGUACAAGUUCAAUUUCUGAGUCAUCAUACUGGAACAGGUCUGAAUUAAAGCUUUCAGUUUCCCUCUUGUUAGUCUCUCUGUAUUAGAUCAUCGUUUCAACGCACACAACUAAAAAUUACUAAAAUGGGUUAGCGUUUAGUCUCCAGCUGAAGUGCUCCUCUGCACAGAGCUCCCAUUUCCUAUCAGAUGGAAACAUAAUUAAUGCCGCUGUAUCAAUGUUUGUUUUUGUUUGCUUUUCCCCCAAGCAGAAAUUAUCUGAUUUUUCAGCGAUAAGAGUAUAGCUUGCAUGCAAAUCUAAGCAUCUCAGCUUAUGUCCCAUUACCCCCUCUUAUAAGAUAGUGGCCUAUUGCUAACAUGUAAAAUCAGAACUAUCCAGUGGCUUUAAACCAGAAAUCUGCACUACACACUUAUUUUUUUAAUGUGUCUAAGUCAAUUUCUGUACUACUUUAAUGAAAAUAAAGUUGAUUUAAUUUUGUGAUCUGCGUAGCUAUCAAAAUCCAUCUGUUCAGACCUAUGAAAUCUAUCCAGAAGCUGAAUUUCAUCUUUCUUAUGAAGUUUUCCAUAAACAUUAAAAGUUCAGAGAUAUAUACAGUAUUUCUCCUCCCCCCAAAAAAGGAACAAGCAAGGAAACCACAAAAAUCAAAGGCAGUUUCACAGCAGCUGCUCCUCCCUCCCCAUGCCUUUCUCCAUUGCAAGAAGUCCCAUACACUUAAACAGGUGCCAGGCUUUACUUUUUAAGCCGUCACACUAGCAGGAUGCUUAAAGAUCAUUUCAGAGUCACCUGGGAAUUCAGCAUUUCACAUCCUGUGUAAAAACCUUUUGAGAGGUAUCUAGGGAAAGGUAACAGCAGCUUUGAUGAAUAUAAUCAAGCCUCAGACAGGGCAAAACACCAUGCAGCUUGUGCACCUCUGGUGUAAGCACUGAAAAGCUACACUUGUUAUCCCUCCACUACUCCUUUGGAAAAAAAAAAAAAAAAACCAAAACAAAAACAAAACCAACCAACCAACCAAAACCCAUCCCAUUUUUCUUUUUACUAAUGAAAACAUUAAUAAGUGAACUAUUCUACCAUCUUAGCAACCAGAGAUUAAAAAGAGUCCUAGAUGCAUUGUAUUUAAAUUAUGUUUAAAGAGCCAACUUCUGGUGGGAGGGGGAUGUAAGUAAUGGAGUAAAACAAAGUGCAGUGUACAGAAAAAUUUUGUUAUUAAAAUUGUCUAUACUGUAAAA
Tyto alba (common barn owl) is the source of this 7382-nucleotide messenger RNA. RefSeq names its product leucine rich repeat transmembrane neuronal 2 (gene LRRTM2). Lineage: Eukaryota; Metazoa; Chordata; Aves; Strigiformes; Tytonidae. Gene Ontology annotation, cellular component: extracellular matrix. Gene Ontology annotation, molecular function: protein binding. Bases 794 to 2344 code for a protein of 516 amino acids. The transcript has 2 exons. The record is from RefSeq and is a predicted model, not a curated record.